Molecule: messenger RNA, 870 nt
Organism: Diospyros lotus (date-plum)
Lineage: Eukaryota; Viridiplantae; Streptophyta; Magnoliopsida; Ericales; Ebenaceae
Product: RING-H2 finger protein ATL5-like
Exons: 1
Coding region: 1-870 (289 amino acids)
Source: RefSeq, a predicted model, not a curated record
AUGGAGAGCUUCUUCGCAUUACGAACGAUAUCAAGGCCAUUCUUGGUCGUGAUGGUCGCCUUCACCGCUGCCGCUUUCUCUAUCAUUCUAGUCGCCGCAUUCUACCACUUCAUCGUGAUGCACUACUACCGCAGGCGGCAAGAGAAUGCCCGCUGGCCGCCCCCCAACGCCUCCGACAGGCUGGAACAAAAGAUCCUCCAGACCAUCCCUAUCGUCGCUUACUCCGCUGAGAAGCCGGAGUUCUUCGACCAACAGAGCGAAUGCGCCGUCUGCCUUGCGGACCUGGAGGAGGGCGCCAUGGUCCGCGUCCUGCCUAAUUGUAUGCACGGAUUUCACGUCAAAUGCAUCGACGAAUGGUUCCUUGGAAACAGCAGCUGUCCAAUUUGUAGGACGUCUGUAACUUCUGCUUCCUCUCCUGCAUUGCCGACGUUCCUCCAACCGAGAGAGGUCAGGGUUGAAGUUAUGGCUCAAGGAGUUAGGGCUCAAGACCGCGUUCAAGAAAGUGAAGCGGCCGUUAACGAGAUUCGAAUUCACGUCGAUAACGCUCCGUCCGGCGCCGCGAUGCUCCGGCACUGUUCAUCACUGGAUCUGGACAAGGAGAGGCGGUUGAGGCUUCCGAUUGCGGAGCUGAAGAGAUCGCUUUCUCUGGAUCACCGCUACCUGGUUAUUGAUUUCCAGAAAGAGAAUCAAGGGACUAGGACUUCUCCUUCUUCUUCUCCUCCCCCUCCUCCACCAUCUUCUUCGCCUUCACCGGCCAAGAAUGGAUCGGCAGGGCGUUCGGAUCUUGUUUCGUCCAAGCAAUGGAGAUCAUUCUCGCGGCUGAUAAUCAGGGAGAGUGGUUUGCGCGACAGAAAUCUUCUUGCCUGUUGA